Molecule: messenger RNA, 1579 nt
Organism: Cucurbita pepo subsp. pepo (vegetable marrow)
Lineage: Eukaryota; Viridiplantae; Streptophyta; Magnoliopsida; Cucurbitales; Cucurbitaceae
Molecular function (GO): kinase activity
Source: RefSeq, a predicted model, not a curated record
GUGGCCAUGCGGCUGAGUUCUGCCAUUUUUGGCUUCAAAUUCAUUGGCUAACCGAUCCCCACUAUGUCUCUCUGUUUCCCCUUUCCUUCUCUGUUGCUCUCUUCCCCUAAUUUGCCUCUUAUUCCUUCAUUUACUUUACCCUCUUCUUCUUCAUAUUCUUCCUCUUCCUCUUCCUCUUUCACUCAUCGAUGCAGGGGUCGAGGGUUCGAUUCUUUCAACGCUAUGUAUUCUUGUCGUGUUUUUAGCGGCUAUGGGGCGGGGGAGUUCUCGAGUGGGAGCGAGGAAGAAGAGGAUGACGAGGAAGGGAAUGGUUCCGAUGAUGAAUUUGUGAUGGGAAUUGAAGAGCCUCAUGAUAUUAAUGCCUCUUCUUCUAGGUUGCCCGAUCGUUGGGACGUCUUGGGGCUCGGACAAGCUAUGGUAGAUUUUUCGGGAAUGGUAGACGAUGAAUUUCUGAAGAAAUUGGGAUUAGAGAAGGGUUCAAGGAAGGUUGUAAAUCAUGAGGAAAGAGGGAGAGUAUUGCGGGCCAUGGACGGUCGUAGCUAUAAGGCGGCUGCAGGGGGAUCCCUUUCCAACAGCCUUGUGGCAUUGGCAAGGCUGGGUAUUAGACCCAUGAAGGGCCCUACAUUCAAUGUUGCUAUGACUGGUAGUGUAGGGAGUGAUCCAUUGGGCAGCUUCUACAGGACCAAACUAAGACGUGCAAAUGUCAAUUUUCUUUCUCCUCCUGUUAAGGAUGGGACGACUGGAACAGUUAUUGUUCUUACUACUCCUGAUGCUCAGCGAACAAUGCUUGCAUAUCAGGGUACGUCUUCUACUGUGAAUUAUAAUCCAACAUUAGCUAGUGUAAUUAGCAAGACAAAUGUAUUCGUAGUUGAAGGGUAUUUAUUUGAAUUUCCCGAUACAAUCAAAACGAUUCAAAAAGCGUGUGAAGAAGCACAUCGGUGUGGAGCUCUAGUUGCGGUCACUGCUUCAGAUGUCUCUUGCAUUAUAAAGCAUUUCGACGAUUUUUGGGAAAUCGUGGGGAACUAUGCAGAUAUAGUUUUUGCAAACCACGAAGAAGCAGGAGCUUUAUGUCAUUUCGACUCAAAGGAAAGCUCGAUAUCAGCAGUAAGGUAUCUAAGUCAUUUCGUUCCGCUCGUCUCAGUCACAGAUGGGAACAGAGGUUCAUACAUAGGUGUUAAAGGAGAAGCGGUGUAUAUACCACCUUGUCCGUGCGUACCUCUCGACACUUGUGGUGCGGGAGAUGCGUAUGCGUCUGGUAUUUUGUACGGUAUCUUGCACGGAGUGUCGGAUUUGAAAGAGAUGGGAACGUUUGCAGCCAAGAUCGCGGCUAGGGUCGUCGAGCAACAAGGAACUCGUCUAAGGGUUCAAGAUGCCAUGGAGCUUGCAGAUGCAUUUUCUAGCUUUCAGACUGAUAUUGGCUCAUCACAUGUGUAGCCAUCUUGAUCCUCUCUCAAGCCAUCUUCCCUUUCAAUAAAGUUCUCUUAUCAUAAUUAUAUCUAAAUAAAGAUAGAGAUGGGUAAAGAUGUGCUUGUAGCUGUAACAUUUCACUUGUUAAUAAAUGUUUAUAUUGUUUUUUUUU